UCACCUGCUCAAAAGUUCCCACUAUAAGUCUAACAGCGGUCUAAUCAAGCUUUAGUCUCCUUCGAACAACCAACCACGUACGGCGAUUAUUAUAGAUCGCAAGAUGGCAUCGAAACUUUACCUGCUGAGUGCGAUGCUAGUGACACUGAUCGCAGCAGGUUCAACAGUUGAAGGAAAAAGAAUUUCGCAAAUCAAAUGUGAGGAGUUCAUCCGUGGCACGCAGCAAGAAACCAAAGUGAUCGCACUGACACUGAAUCCUACGCCUAUCGUGUUCAAAUCAUUCGUUUGUUCUAGAUCGGUAGAUCUGAUCUUGGGUGGAGAGGAUGCCAAGGAAGCCGAAUUUCCGCAUCAAGCUUUGCUCGGCUAUAGGACUCAAGAUUCGGAUGAGUACGAAUUUGAUUGCGGAGGAACCUUGGUCAGCGAGUGGUAUGUUCUGACGGCUGCUCAUUGUAUGAAGAGAGGCAAACCCAGCUUCGUUCGACUGGGGGAAUCAAAUUUGAAACAGAGAAGCGCUCAGGAGUUUAACAUCGAAAUUGAUUAUAUUAUCAGACAUCCGCAGCAUAGGUUUAAGGAAUCGUAUCACGAUAUAGCUCUCAUCAAAUUGAUGGAACGUGUAUAUUUUUCUAAUUAUGUGCAACCAGCCUGCCUUUGGGACGAUUUGAACGACACUAUCUCCCCGGUAAUUGCUACAGGCUUUGGAGUUACGGAAAGUGAGCGAAGGUCGGACAAACUACGCAAGGUGCAGUUGGAAAUCAUGGAUUCCAGUGAGUGCGAAAACAUUUUCUGGGGACUUAGAAGUUUUACACGUGGUAUUGUGGACUCGCAAUUAUGCAUCGGUAGCUCGCGAAACCAAGGAGACACGUGCCAAGGUGAUUCUGGUGGCCCGGUUCAGGUGCUGUUGAAUCCAAAUGGGUGCAUUUAUCACGUUUUAGCGAUCACCUCGGUUGGUGCUGGGUGUGGCCAAGCUUCAGCUGUUUACACGAAAGUUGCCAGCUAUAUUGAAUGGAUCGAGAACAUCGUGUGGGCGUAACGGCGGAAAGAUUGGAAGUGAACGACGAAGAUCAUCAUAUCCUGCUAAUUCAUCUAAAUUGUAAAAAUAGACCAAACAACUCCCUUGCUGAGUGGGU
Messenger RNA from Ochlerotatus camptorhynchus, 1127 nucleotides. RefSeq names its product serine protease snake-like. NCBI's taxonomy places the organism in Eukaryota, Metazoa, Arthropoda, Insecta, Diptera, Culicidae. The coding region runs from base 104 to 1030 and encodes 308 amino acids. Gene Ontology annotation, biological process: proteolysis. The record is from RefSeq and is a predicted model, not a curated record. Gene Ontology annotation, molecular function: serine-type endopeptidase activity. The transcript has 4 exons.